AUGGAGGACUUCACAGAAGUCCAAAUCUCAGCCACAAACCCAGAGCAUCAUGACGGUUUGGAAGUUUGCGAGAAUCUCUAUCACUUCUGUGGAAAUGCUUUGAAGAUCAGUCGAGACAAAUACCCUUCCUUUGGGUCCUAUGUCUGGGAAGCUGGACUUGUUCUCUGCGAGUACUUCGAGAAGGAGAAAAUGUCUUUCACUGGGAAGAAGGUGAUUGAACUGGGCUCGGGCACUGGCAUUGUGGGCAUUUUAGCCGUUCUCCUCGGUGGAAAUGUGACAUUUACAGAUCAAACUUUCAUCCUGAAGAAGAUGAAAUAUAAUAUUUCCGUCAAUAUCCCACCUUGGUUAACAAAUCAUACAAAAGUCUGUGCUCUUUCUUGGGAUGACGAUUUGAGUUGUUUCCCUACAGACUACGAUGUGAUCCUGGGAUCAGACAUUGUGUACUCCAGCUCCUCCUACCCCUCACUUCUUCAGACACUGCAACAUCUCAGCAACCACAGUACCACCAUUUACAUCUCUUCUGAUGUUCGGCCUGUAAAUGAGUGUAAUGUUUUCCAUGCGGAAAUGCUGCCUAAACACUUUCAUUGUGAGCGUGUCCAUCAAAGUGGCAAUAACAGGAUCCAUGUGUACAAAUUAACUAAGAAACAGCACACUGGAGAUAAAGAGUUAGUGUGGAGUGAGGACGCCAUUAACAUGGGUCUUCGUAAGUCUUCUGAUUGA
Messenger RNA from Callorhinchus milii (elephant shark), 720 nucleotides. Its product is annotated as EEF1A lysine methyltransferase 3-like. The record is from RefSeq and is a predicted model, not a curated record. The coding region runs from base 1 to 720 and encodes 239 amino acids. The transcript is spliced from 3 exons. Gene Ontology annotation, molecular function: protein-lysine N-methyltransferase activity. NCBI's taxonomy places the organism in Eukaryota, Metazoa, Chordata, Chondrichthyes, Chimaeriformes, Callorhinchidae. Gene Ontology annotation, cellular component: cytosol; cytoplasm. Gene Ontology annotation, biological process: peptidyl-lysine methylation.